Messenger RNA from Aplosporella prunicola CBS 121167, 1290 nucleotides. RefSeq lists its product as uncharacterized. Gene Ontology annotation, cellular component: endomembrane system. The transcript is spliced from 3 exons. NCBI's taxonomy places the organism in Eukaryota, Fungi, Ascomycota, Dothideomycetes, Botryosphaeriales, Aplosporellaceae. The record is from RefSeq and is a predicted model, not a curated record. The coding region runs from base 1 to 1290 and encodes 429 amino acids.
AUGAAGCUCCAGACGCUGACGGCGCUGCUGCUUUGCGUGUUCGCCACGCUUGCCGCCGCCUGGAGCAAGGAAGACCACGAAAUCUUCCGUCUCCGCGACGAAGUCAUUGCCAGCGAGGGCCCCGAUGCCACCUUCUACUCCUUCCUCGGCGUGAAGCCUCAAGCUAGCCAGGAUGAGAUCAACAAGGCCUACCGCAAGAAGUCGCGUCUGCUGCACCCCGACAAGGCCCGUCAACAGUACCUUGCAACCUACAGCAAGCCCGCCGCCAAAGACAAGCAGCAGGCCAAAAAGAAGCCCGGCGUAACGGUGCGCAAGCAGCCCACCCAGAAGGAAAUGCGUGCCUUUGACAAGGAGGCCUCCGCCCGUUUCGCCCGCCUGGGCAUUGUCGCCAACAUCCUGCGCGGCCCCAACCGCGAGCGCUACGACCACUUCAUGCGUAAUGGCUUCCCGGCUUGGCGCGGCACCGGCUACUACUACUCGCGCUUCCGCCCUGGCCUGGGCAGCGUGCUGUUGGGUCUGUUCAUGUUCUGCGGUGGUGCCGCCCACUACGGCGCCCUCUACCUGGGCUGGAAGCGCCAGCGCGACUUCGUCGGCCGCUACAUCCGUCACGCGCGCCGCAUGGCAUGGGGUGAUGAGCUUGGAAUCCAGGGCCUGCCUGGCGCUGGUGCGCUCGACGAGACCGCCGCCGCGACCACUCCUGGCACCGCCACGCCCCAGGAGCAGUCCGACGACCAGGGCCCACCCGUCGCUAUGAACAGACGCCAGAAGCGCAUGCAGGAGAAGGAGGCACGCCGUGAGGCUGGCAAGGGUGGCAGCAGCAAGGCCGCCAAGGCCGCCAACAAGGCGCGCGCCAGCGGUGUCAGCACUCCCGUCGAGGCUGAGCUGACGAGCGGCGGCCCGCGUGGUGCCAAGAAGCGCGUGCAGGCUGAGAACGGCAAGGUGCUGAUUGUCGACUCUGUCGGCAAUGUCUUCCUCGAGGAGACGACUGAGGACGGCGAGACGCACGAGUUCCUCCUCGACCCCGCCGAGAUCCCCAAGCCUUCCCUGAGCGACACUGCCGUCAUCCGCGUGCCCGUCUGGCUCUACAAGCGCAGCAUUGGCCGCGUCUUUGGGCCCUCGUCGCACGACUUGGCCAUGGAAGCUGCCGCCGAAAAUGACGAGCUUGAGAUCGACAUUGGGAGCGACGGCACGAACGGCGAUGCUAAGGAGGCCGACGCCGCAAUUAGGCUGGGCACGGCGCAGAACGCCAACGCCGAGGCUCGCAAGCGCAAGAUCAAGCGCUCGAAAUGA